Messenger RNA from Gambusia affinis (western mosquitofish), 6359 nucleotides. RefSeq names its product myosin-7B-like. The record is from RefSeq and is a predicted model, not a curated record. Gene Ontology annotation, molecular function: actin filament binding; cytoskeletal motor activity; ATP binding. NCBI's taxonomy places the organism in Eukaryota, Metazoa, Chordata, Actinopteri, Cyprinodontiformes, Poeciliidae. Gene Ontology annotation, cellular component: myosin complex. The transcript has 48 exons. The coding region runs from base 383 to 6205 and encodes 1940 amino acids.
CUUCGCGAUAAGCUGUGAUGAGCAGAGCGUCCAAACCACAGCUAAAGGCUCCAGAUGUCUGCCGAACGUCCACAGGAGAAAUCCCAGAAUAAUCCAGGGUUUGCACCAACAACCCCCUGAAACCAGCUGGAUUUUCUGUCUGCCGCUGCAGAAGCCAGCCGGGAUCAGUUCUGACCAGGCCGGUUUCCAUUUGGCUGAUCGGGACAGAGGAGAUGAAGGAAGAGCAGGGAGCAGGUGGACGUCUGACCUUAUAUGGCCGCCCAGUCAGACCAGUUCUCCCAGUGAGCCGCAGCGGAGGCGGUCACAUGCUGGGAGCUUUUAAAGCCGAACAGCCGAACCAACAUCAACCCUCAGAGAGGAAACGCUGCAGAGCUUCAGAAAGAUGUCUCGUUUCCUGGACAUGAAGGAGUUUGGAGAAGCGGCUCGUUAUCUGCGCCUGUCCAACCUGGAGCAGCUGGCUGCCAGGGCCCAGGCCUUCGAUGGGACGAAGCGCGUCUGGCUGCCGGAUGAAGCUGAAGCGUACAUCGAAGUGGAGGUCAGAGAGCUGAACGGAGACAAAACGGCGGUGGAGACCAGAGACGGACGGUUCCUGGUGGUUAAAGAAAGCGAGCUGCAGCCGAUGAACCCGCCGAAGUUCGACCUGCUGGAGGACAUGGCCAUGCUGACGCAGCUGAACGAGGCGUCGGUUCUCUUCAACCUGCGGAGGCGCUACAGCAUGUGGAUGAUCUAUACCUACUCCGGCCUCUUCUGCCUGGCGGUCAAUCCCUACAAAUGGCUGCCGGUUUACUUGUCGCCGGUGGUUACGGCUUACAAAGGGAGGCGCCGAGUGGACACGCCCCCCCACAUCUACGCCAUGGCUGACAACGCCUACAGCGACCUGCUGAAGAAUCGGGAGAACCAGUCGAUGCUCAUCACAGGAGAGUCCGGAGCCGGAAAAACCGUCAACACCAAGAGAGUGAUCCAGUACUUCGCCACCGUGGCGGCGCUGGGAGAGACCGUCAAGAGAGGACGCUCCCUGGAGGACCAGAUCAUCGAAGCCAACCCGGCCAUGGAGGCGUUCGGAAACGCCAAAACGAUCCGGAACGACAACUCGUCCCGCUUUGGAAAGUUCAUCAGGAUCCAUUUUGGUCCGACUGGGAGGCUGGCGUCUGCCGACAUCGACAUCUAUCUCCUGGAAAAAUCCAGAGUUGUGUUUCAGCAACCAGGAGAGAGAAGCUACCACAUCUACUACCAGAUCCUGUCCAAUCACAAGCCAGAGCUGCAAGACCUGCUGCUGGUGACCACCAACCCCUACGACUACCACUUGUGCUCCCAGGGCGUCACCACAGUGGAGGGCGUCAACGACGGCGAGGAGCUGAGUCUCACUGAUCGCGCCAUGGACACUCUGGGAUUCACUGCGGAGGAGAAGCUCGGCUGCUACAAACUUGUUGGAGCCAUUAUGCACUUUGGGAACAUGAAGUUCAAGAAGAAGCAGAGAGAAGAGCAGGCUGAAGCCGACGGGACAGAAAGUGUUGACAAGGCGGCGUACCUGAUGGGCAUCAGCUCCUCGGAGCUGCUGAAAGGACUCCUGAACCCCAGAGUCAAAGUUGGAAACGAGUUCAUAGUGAAAGGGCAGACAGUGGAGCAGGUGAACUACGCAGUGGCAGCUCUGUCCAAAGCCACGUACGACCGAAUGUUCAAGUGGCUGGUGGGGCGGAUCAACUCGUCUUUGUACACCGCGCUGCCUCGUCAGUACUUCAUCGGAGUCCUCGACAUCGCUGGGUUCGAGAUCUUCGAGCUCAACAGCUUCGAACAGCUGUGCAUCAACUUCACCAACGAGAAGCUGCAGCAGUAUUUCAACCACCACAUGUUCAUCCUGGAGCAGGAGGAGUACAACACCGAGGGGAUAGAGUGGACCUUCAUAGACUUCGGUCUGGACCUGCAGGCCUGCAUCGACCUCAUUGAGAGGCCAAUGGGAAUCCUGUCCAUCAUGGAGGAGGAGUGCAUGUUCCCCAAGGCCACGGACCACAGCCUGAAAACCAAACUGUUCGACCACCACCUGGGGAAAUCCCCCAACUUCCAGCGCCCACGGCCCGACAAGAAGCACAAAUACGAGACCCACUUUGAGCUGGUUCACUACGCGGGAGUGGUUCCCUACAACAUCUGCGGUUGGCUGGAUAAGAACAGAGAUCCUCUGAAUGAGACGGUGGUCACUCUGUUCCAGAAAUCCUCCAACAAGCUGAUGGCCGGGCUCUUUGAGAACUACGUCUGCUCUGACUCAGCAGCGGUGGCAGCUGGUGACCACAAGGGGGAGACCAAGCACCGGAAGAGGAAGGCUGCUUCUUUCCAGACAGUUUCACAGCUGCACAAGGAAAACCUGAACAAGCUGAUGGCCAACCUCCGCAGCACUCAGCCUCACUUUGUUCGCUGCAUCAUCCCGAACGAGACCAAGAGUCCAGGUGUGAUGGAUCCCUUCCUGGUGCUCCACCAGCUCAGGUGUAACGGAGUCCUGGAGGGGAUCCGGAUUUGCCGGAAAGGCUUUCCCAACCGAAUCGCUUACGCCGAAUUUAAACAGCGGUAUCGGAUCCUGAACCCGUCUGCGAUCCCGGAGGACUCGUACAUGGACAGCAGGAAGGCUGCAGAGAAGCUGCUGGGAUCCCUGGACAUCGACCACAACCAGUACAAGUUCGGACACACCAAGGUUUUCUUUAAGGCGGGUUUGCUGGGCCAGCUGGAGGACAUGAGGGACAGCCGUCUGUCCCGCAUCAUCACCACGGUUCAGGCCAAGAGCCGCGGGAAGCUGAUGAGGAUGGAACUUCAGGAGCUGAAGCUGAAGAGGGACGCCUCCGCGGUGAUCCAGUUCAACCUCAGGGCCUUCUUCUCGGUGCGCACCUGGCCGUGGAUGAUGCUGUUCUUUAAGCUCCGCCCCCUGCUGAAGAGCGCCCAGGUGGAGAAGGAGCUGGCUGCUCUGAAGGACGACUUCGCCAAGUUGAAGGAAGCGUUUGAACGGUCAGAGGUCAGGCGGCAGGAGGCCGAGCAGCGGCAGGUGGUUCUGGUCCAAGACAAGAAGGAUCUGGCUCUGCAGCUGCAAGCUGAGCAGGACAACCUGAUGGACGCAGAGGACCGCUGCAACCAGCUGAUCCAGUCCAAAAUCUCUCUGGAGUCCAAGCUGAAGGAGACGCAGGAGCGUCUGGAGGACGAAGAGGAGGCCGGCGCCAGCCUGACGUCCAAGAAGCGACGGCUGGAGGACGAGGUGCUGUCCCUGAAGAGAGACGUGGACGACCUGGAGAUGACGCUGGCCAGAGUGGAGAAGGAGCGGCACGGCGUGGAGAACAAGGUGAAGAACCUGACCAACGAGAUGGUCGUCAUGGAUGAAUCCGUCGCGUCUCUGAGCAGAGAGAAAGCUGCUCUGCUGGAGGCUCACCAGCAGGUGCUGAUCGACCUUCAGGCUCAGGAGGACAAGGUCAACAUGCUGGCCAAGGUCAAAGCUCGUCUGGAGCAGCAGGUGGACAACGUUGAAACCUCCCUGGACCUGGAGAAGAAGACUCGGUGCGACCUGGAGCGAGUGAAGAAGAAGCUGGAGGGCGACUUGAAGCUCUCUGUGGACGCAGUGAAGGACCUGGAGAGCCAAAAGGAAAAUCUGGAGGAGAGACUGAAGAAGAAGGACUCUGAGUUGGUUCAGUUCCAUGAGAGGCUGGAGGACGAGCAGGCGCUGAGUGUCCAGCUUCAGAAGAAGAUGAAGGAGCUGCAGACCCGAAUGGAGGAGCUGGAGGAGGCGCUGGAGGCGGAGCGGGCGUGUCGCCUCAAAGCCGAACGUCAGAGGAACGACGUCGCCACGGAGCUGGAGGAACUGGGAGAGAAGCUGGAGGAGGCAGGAGGAGCUUCAGCGGCUCAGGUGGCUCUAAGCAGGAAGCGAGAGGCGGACUUGCAAAAGAUGCGGCGGGAGCUGGAGGAGGCGAGGCUUCACCACGAGGCCGUAGCUGCCAGUCUGAGGAGGAAGCACUCGGACUCGGUGGCGGAGCUCAGCGAUCAGAUCGACGCUCUGCAGAGAGCCAGACAGAAACUGGAGAAGGAAAAGACGGAGAUCCGACUGGAGGCCGACGACCUGGCCGCCAGCGUGGAGCAGCUCGGCCGAGCCAAGGGGACGGUGGAGAAAACCUGCCGGGCGUAUGAGGACCAGCUGAUCGACAGCCGGAGCAGAGCGGACGACCUGCAGAGGCAGCUGGCUGAGGUUUCUGCUCAGAAAGCCCGAGCUCUGACCCAAACUGCUGAGUUUAGCCGCCGGUUAGAGGAGCAGGACGUCCUGAUUGGUCAGCUGCAGCGCUCCAAGGUCAGCCUUGGCCAAGACACGGAGAAUCUGAAGAAGCAACUGGAGGAAGACAGCAAGGCCCGGGUGGCUCUGGCUCACGCCGUCCAGGCGUCCCGUCACGACUGCAGCCUGCUGAAGGAGCAGCUGGAGGAGGAGCAGGAAGCCAAAGCCGAACUGCAGAAGGCUUUGACUCGAGCCAACGGUCAGCUGGUCCAGUGGAGAGCCAAGUACGAGACAGAGGCUGUGCUGAAGAUAGAGGAGCUGGAAGAUGCAAAGAAGAAGUUGGUUGUGAAACUGCAAAGUGCGGCUGAAGCCACGGCGGCGGCUCAGGCUCAGAGUUCCUCACUGGAGAAAACCAAGCAGCGCCUGCAGGCCGACGUCGACCAGCUGGCAGCUGAACUGCUGCGCUCCGACGCCGCCGCGCUGGCUCUGGACAAGAAGCAGCGAAACUUUGACAAGCUGCUGAGCGACUGGAAGCUGAAGGAGGAGGAGCUUCAGGCGGAGCUGCAGGCGUCCCAGAGAGAGUCUGGCAGUCUGAGCACAGAGCUGUUCAGACUGAGGAGCAGCUAUGAAGAGGCUCUGGAUCAUCUGGAGACGGAAAAACGGGAAAACAAAAACCUCCAAGAGGAAAUCCUCGAGUUGAGCAACCAGAUUGGAGAAGAAGGGAAAACCAUCCACGAGCUGGAGAGAACCAAGAAGAUCCUCCACAUGGAGAAGAGUGACAUCAGGGCUGCUCUGGAAGAGGCGGAGGGAACGCUGGAGCACGAGGAGAGCAAGAACCUGAGAUUCCAGAUGGAGCUGCAGCAGAUUCGGAACGAGAUCGAACGAAAGACUGCAGAGAAGGACGAAGAGAUGGACACGCUCAGGCGGACCCACCAGCGCUCUCUGGACAGCACUCAGGCCCGGCUGGAGGCCGAGAUCCGCGGUCGCAGCGAGGCGCUUCGUCUGAAGAAGAAGAUGGAGUCGGACCUGAACGAGAUGGAGGUCCAGUUGGCGCACGCCACCCGGCAGGCGGCGGAGAGCCAGAGGAUCAUCAGACACCUGCAGACACAGGUCAAAGAGCAGCAGGUGGAGCUGGAGGACAAAGUCCAGGCGGCCAAUCAGCUCCAGGAGCAGCUGGUUCUGUCGGAGCGCCGCGGCGCGCUGAUGGCGGCGGAGGAGGCGGAGCUGAGAGCGGCGCUGGAGCAGAGCGACCGCGCCAGAAAGACGAGUGAAAACGAGCUGCUGGAGGCGGCAGAGAGAGUCGGCCUGCUCAGCACUCAGAACGCGGCUCUGCUGAACCAGAAGAGGAAGUUGGAGACGGACCUGUCUCUGCUGACCGGAGAGGUGGACGAGGCCGUGCAGGAGAGCCGCAGCGCCAGCGAGAAGGCCAAGAAGGCCAUCACUGACGCGGCGCUGAUGGCCGAGGAGCUGAAGAAAGAGCAGGACAGCAGCAGCCAGCUGGAGCGGAUGAAGAGGAACAUGGAGGCCACAGUGAAAGACCUGCAGGUGAAGCUGGACGAGGCGGAGCAGACGGCCCAGAGAGGAGGGAGGAAGCAGCUCCACAAGCUGGAGACCAGAGUCAGGGAGCUUCAGCUGGAGCUGCUGGAGGAGAGGAAGAGGAGCGAUGAGUUUCAGAAGAGCCUUCGUCACUCUGAGAGGAGAGUGAAGGAGAUGUCGCUGCAGUCGGAGGAGGACAGGAAGACUCUGCUGAGGAUGCAGGAACUGAUCGAGAAGCUUCAGGCCAAAGCCAAGAGCUACAAGAGACAGGCGGAGACCGCAGAGGAGCAGGUGAGCAACACCAGCGUCCGUUUCACAAAAAUCCAACUGGAGCUGGACGACGCGGAGGAGAGAGCCGACAUGGCCGAGACCACCGUGACCAAGCUGCGGCUCCGAACCCGCGAACCACGCGGCGCGCCGGUUCUGAUGAGCGACUGACGCGGCGGUUCCUCCACCAGCUGUGGACGUUUAAUGUCUCAGAUUAACUGGUUGUUGAGUUAAACGUGACCGGGUCGCUGUUUUCUCUCUGCUUUGGUUCGGUUUGGUUCGGUUUCCUGACUUUGUUUUUCAGUAAUAAACCUUUAUUAUCGCU